Molecule: messenger RNA, 2091 nt
Organism: Aureobasidium uvarum
Lineage: Eukaryota; Fungi; Ascomycota; Dothideomycetes; Dothideales; Saccotheciaceae
Source: the annotation of a GenBank genome assembly
AUGGCUGUGCUGCUGGAACAGAGUUGGGUCAAGGUGCAGGAGAAGACAUUCGGCAAAUGGUAUCAGAGACCCACCACGCCUGCGCCCGACAUGGACAAAGAGCUGACGAGGAUUGCAACACAGGNNCUCAACAGCAAACUGCAGGUCCGCAAUGUGCAAAUCAAGGACCUGGUCACUGACCUCUCGGAUGGUGUGAGUCUUGUGCUCGGCAAAGCUGUAGGCCUCAUGCUGAUGAUGUCGUGCAGGNUUAUGCUCAUCCACCUCCUCGAGAUCCUCUCCCAAGAAUCACUAGGCCGCUAUGCUUCUCGUCCCAAACUGCGAGUGCAGCGGUUCGAGAAUGUCAACAGGGCCCUGGACUUUAUCAAAGGCCGGCGCAUCCAAUUGACGAAUAUCGGCGCAGAAGACAUUGUCGACGGCAAUCGGAAAAUCAUCCUCGGUCUCAUCUGGACCCUCAUUCUCCGCUUCACCAUCAGCGACAUCAACGAGGAGGGCUUGAGCGCAAAAGAAGGCCUGUUACUGUGGUGUCAGAGAAAGACUGCCUGUUACGACGAGGUCGAGGUCCGAGACUUUUCGUCAAGUUGGAACGACGGUCUCGCUUUGUACGUGAAACAUCCACCACAAAGCUCUGUUGAGACAAUGCUAACACUGACCUCUCAGCNNUGCGCACUACUUGAUAUCCACCGUCCCGACCUCAUCGACUACGACAAGCUCGACAAGAACGACCAUCGUGGAAACAUGCAACUAGCCUUCGACAUUGCUUCCAAGGAGAUCGGCAUCCCAGACCUGCUCGACGUCGACGAUGUUUGCGACGUUGCGAAGCCCGACGAGCGUUCGCUUAUGACUUACAUUGCCUACUGGUUCCACGCCUUCUCCGCCAUGGAGCGUGUCGAGAAUGCAGGAAGACGUGUGGAGAAGUUCGUCUCCAACAUGCAAGGAGCCUGGGAGAUGCAAAACAGCUUUGAGCGCCGUAUGAGAGAGCUCCUCCGCCAAAUCACCGACCAGCAAAAACAAUGGAAGGAGGCCACCUUCGAGGGCUCCUACACCGAUGCCAAGAUGCAGAGUUCCGAGUUCAUGGGGUACAAGCGCAACCAAAAGAGAAAGUGGGUAGCGGAGAAGAGUGACUUGGUCGGUCUGCUCGGAAACAUCAAGACGAAACUCAGUACAUACCGCUUGAGGCCUUAUGAACCACCACCGGAUCUCAGCCUUGCUGCACUCGACUCAGCCUGGGUCGGAUUGAUGCAGGCCGAGAAGGAGAGGAGCAGGGUCAUCAACGAAACGAUCCGCGACAUCAAAAACACUCUACGGAGGACAUUUGCUGACAAGGCCAACGACUUUGCUCUCGCUCUGCACACAUUGAGCGUGAGCAUCUCCGGACUCGAAGGCGAGGUCGAAGACCAAAGAGAGCACAUCACCAAAAUCUCAGAAUCGGUACCACCCCUCGACGAAUAUCUAACCAUUAUCGGUCGCCUGGACGAGCAAUGUGAAGAGGCCAACAUUGAGGAGAACGACUUUACAACAUAUACAUACGACGAGCUCGUCUACGAAUUGGGCUUGGUCAAAUCGAGUGUGCAGAAGAAACUGGCCUUUUUGGAAAACCAGAUGGUGGCGCGCAGCAUGACCAACCUCACGCCAAUCCAGUUGGAAGAGUUUGAGUCCGUCUUUAGACACUUUGACCGUGGUGGCAGCAACUCACUGCAAGAGCUUGAGUUCUCGGCCGCGCUCGCAAGUUUGGGACUCGUAUAUGAUGAAGAUGAGAUGCAUGAACGCUUCUUGGAGGUCAGCAAUGGUCCCGGUGGUACUGUCAGCUUCGAGCAGUUCAUCCGAUUCAUGGUCGAAGUCACCGAGGAUCAAUAUACGGCGGAACAAGUGUUUGAGAGUUUCCGCGAGGUCGCAGAUGGCAAGCCAUAUGUUACCGAACUCGAUCUCAGACACUCACUCAUCCCGGACGAACUCAUCGAGGACCUGGUCAAGACGAUGCCACAACACAGUGGACCAGACUUGCAAGAAGAUCGAGACUUGGAGAAGUACGACUACAUUACCUUUAUGCAAAAGUACAUGGGCGGUGCCAAACCCGAUGCCAACGGGGAGUAG